Molecule: messenger RNA, 1040 nt
Organism: Zingiber officinale
Lineage: Eukaryota; Viridiplantae; Streptophyta; Magnoliopsida; Zingiberales; Zingiberaceae
Product: EPIDERMAL PATTERNING FACTOR-like protein 4
Exons: 4
Coding region: 333-692 (119 amino acids)
Biological process (GO): stomatal complex development; guard cell differentiation
Source: RefSeq, a predicted model, not a curated record
CCACCAAUGCAUCACAUUGAGUCACUCAUCAAAAGUUUCCAAGGAUACAGAGUCACAGACUCCUCAGUCCUCACUGUCCAUUUACCACAAAUCAGAUGAAUAUAAUUAUUAAAAGGCCAAGCUUGUCAUUUCAUCACAUGUGGCUCCGAGCAUGGACUUCAAUUAUUUAUAACAUAUAUAUUUUUUUCUUUUUCAUUUCAGAGGGAGAGAGAAGAGAGCGGUGACUAGUCCCAGGAGUGGCCUCAGAGAUCUGUGACUGCUACAGUUGGCACAGAUACAGAUAGGGCAAGAGAGAAAGCAAAGGAAGGAGAUCAGACUAGCUAAGCUUGUUCAUGGAGUGGAGAAGGUGGAGGAGAUCUUCUUGUCCAACCAUCUUCUGCUGCAGUACUCUUCUUCUUUCUCUCUUCUGUCUCACUGCUCAGCUCCCAACUCAUCGCUCUCUCAACCAGAAAGGAGGUGUGGACAGUUUAAUGAUGGAGCCCUACUCUCAGGUGGCGGACGGGGCGUCGAGGCGGAGGGCGCUCGCCGGCGGGCCGGGGUCGUACCCGCCACGGUGCACGGGCAAGUGCGGCGACUGCGCGCCGUGCGACCCGGUGCACGUGUCGGUGGCGCCGGGGUCGUCGCCGGUGACCACCGAGUACUACCCGGAGGCGUGGCGGUGCAAGUGCGGCAACAAGCUCUACAUGCCCUGACGUUGCUUCCUCGACUGUAAUUACUUUCGCAAUCUGGUACUGUCGCCGGAACCCUCCUACCCCGCCGCUGGCCGCCGCCGUACGACGGCCACAGGGGGAGGAAGCAUGCUGCAAUAUUAAUAUUCAGUUUUAUUCAUGUAAUAAUUAAGGCGAUUAGAUGAGUUAUUGGUUCUGGGGAAGAGAAUUAAAUGUGUGGAGUUUGAGAGGCUUGUUGUGUAAUUGUGGUGUUAAGCUCGUGGAUAGAACAGAGUAAGGGGUUAAGGGACCCACCGGCCACCGGCCGCCGGCUACCAACAUUUUUUAUAUUCUAUUUUUAGUCACAUAAUAUUUGCUACCACUUUAGAACUA